AGAGUCAUUUCCUGCUAUGAACACAGCCUCUGCCUGCGCUUACGACGUAGCUGAGCAAAUAUGUCGUUACACACCUGCAUAACCUGUUCAUAGGGAAUAUGAAAUGCUAAUCAAAGUUGGAGAGGAAAUGACUUCCCGCGCUGGUGUAAUGAGCAGCUUUGAGUCAAGACCCAGGAAGGCUCUUUCGCUCUGGAGGCUUGGCGUGGAUGUGUUUGGACCUGCACCCACAGACCAAGAAGGGGUGUGCUGACGGGCAGACAGCGUAUCGGAGGCCUCGGGAUUCCAAAAACGGGAAGGACAAGAUUUGUGAUUGUUGAUAACGACAGCUGAUGAAGGGGAGAUCACUUUGGGCUGAUCAUGUCCGAAAAAAUCCGAAGGGCAUCACGGAUGCUGCUGGAAUGUCAGAACAAUGACAAACUGUGCUUCAUACGGGAGAAUCAGGCUGAACUAAUAGUCAUCCCAGUCCUCUUGGUGGGUGCAUUUGUCAUUGUCUUAAGCGUCAUACUUUGGCUGCAUUGCCGCAACUGGAGGAUAAAGCAGCAGAACCUUUCAGAAGCUGAACAGAAAGCUGCGGUCCCAGUAUCAGACGAUGAGAAAAGCCCAGGGAAAGCCAGCCUAUCAGAAGACACCUCCAUCCAGCUGAGCGAGAUGACCAUGGAUUGCCUGCUGAGAACGGCAGCCUUAACCAUGAAGGAACUGGAGAUACCACGAGAGAAAAUCUCCCCAGAGUCACUGGAGUUUAUUCAGAAUGGCAGCUUUGGGGGAAUUUACAGAGCAAAACUGGACACCGCCAGUCCCGGGAAAACUCAGCUGGUCAUCUUGAAAGCGUUGCAAGAAUCUGCCACCUCUCACGAGAUGAAAGACUUCCUGGAAAGGAUUAAAUUCCAUCAGUUCCUUGGUCCUCAUGAAAACAUAGUCAAGUUAUUAGGGUGUUCUGUAACCCAAACACCCCUUUACAUGAUAUUGGAGGAUGCUUCUAAUGGAAACCUUCUCAGCUUCCUUUGGACCUGCCGCAGGGACGUGGUGACCAUGAAUGGUUUGCCUUUUGACCUUACAGAAAGGCAGGUGUAUAAAAUUGGUCAACAAAUUGCAUCAGCUCUGGAUUUCCUCCAGGAGAAGAAGCUGUUCCACGGUGACGUGGCGGCCCGGAAUGUCCUCAUUGACCGUGACUUCACCGCCAAGCUCUGCAAGCUGGGACUGGCCUACCGAAGCCACACCUGCGGGCCCAGCACCGUGACGCACACGGUCCCUCUCAAGUGGCAAGCUCCAGAGAGGCUCCUGAAGAAGCCGCCCAGCAUCAAAUCAGACAUAUGGUCUUUCGGAAUCUUGCUGUAUGAGAUGAUCACAUUAGGAGCGCCGCCGUUUCCCGAAGUUCCCCCAUCCGAGAUCUUGCACCAUCUUAACAGGAGGCACAUCAUGAGCAGGCCUUCCAGUUGUCAGCCAGCCAUGUACAGCAUCAUGAAGGACUGCUGGUGUUGGACUCCAACAGACCGCCUGUCUCCCACAGAGCUGAUCCGGCGGAUACAAAGAGCAAUUGAGACCAGCAACGAUCAGGCCGUCCUCCAGGUUCCCGAGCUGGUGGUCCCGGAACUGUAUGCAAAUGUUGCCGGAAUUGACUUGGGAGACCUUGCCAUUGACUACACAGUGUUCUGAAAGAUGCUCUUUCACAGGACAAAAAACCCACUGAAAAUGCAGGGAUCUGGAGCCUCAGGAAUGUAGGUCUGUUAACUGAUCCCUGCUUCUUGGCCCAGCCCUCCCUCUUGGAAAGGGAGCGGCAUCUCCUCUUGCUCCGAGACAGCUAGAGAAGGAACGAAAGAUGGAGUUGUGCCAUUUUGCUUUACCAGUAAACAGUAAUGAAGGGGGAAACUAUGUUGGACUUUUGGAGACAAGAGAACAAGAUCACAGCCUGAUUCCAGCCGUGUUUUCUUGUAAGUCAGCCCCUUUGCGUUCUUUGGGAAUCGCUUCCUAACAAGCACAGCAUUCAAAAGGCCUAGUUCCUUUUGCUUCUCCUGUUGCCCGCCUGCUUGCCCAAACUUCGAUUGUAGGCUCCUCAGGACAGAGACCUGUCUUGAGCCAGGUACACUGAUGGCGCUGUAUUCUUAACAAUUGUUGCUAGAUCUCAGAACAGAAUAUUAAAGUUGCAGGCUACAGA
Messenger RNA from Heteronotia binoei (common prickly gecko), 2152 nucleotides. It is a transcript of the gene STYK1, whose product is annotated as serine/threonine/tyrosine kinase 1. Lineage: Eukaryota; Metazoa; Chordata; Lepidosauria; Squamata; Gekkonidae. Gene Ontology annotation, molecular function: ATP binding; transmembrane receptor protein tyrosine kinase activity. Gene Ontology annotation, cellular component: signaling receptor complex. The record is from RefSeq and is a predicted model, not a curated record. Gene Ontology annotation, biological process: positive regulation of kinase activity; protein phosphorylation; cell surface receptor protein tyrosine kinase signaling pathway. The transcript is spliced from 10 exons. Bases 358 to 1653 code for a protein of 431 amino acids.